Messenger RNA from Phytophthora nicotianae INRA-310, 1338 nucleotides. RefSeq lists its product as hypothetical. Bases 166 to 1146 code for a protein of 326 amino acids. Lineage: Eukaryota; Oomycota; Peronosporomycetes; Peronosporales; Peronosporaceae. The record is from RefSeq and is a predicted model, not a curated record. The transcript has a single exon.
AUCCAGCUUUUAGUAUGUUAGGUCUUUGCGAUCUACGCUGGAGUUGUCGUGGAGAUUGGCAUGAGCAUCGGUUGUCUCCACCGCUUGAUCGCUAGGUAGUUCAUUCCUCAAUUUGCAGCAGCGUAUUUACCACUUCUGGAAGUACUUACGCGCUAAAGAAGAACAAUGGUGUCCACAACGUCCAUCCUGGCUAUGGCCGCGGCGGUCGCCACUACCGUUGACUACGUACAGGCUCACGGAUACAUCGCUAAGCCCGCUCCUUCCUGGAAGGACAAAGAGACCAACGACUGGGUUGUCGAGAUUGAGCCCCAGUGGAAGGGUGGCUGGGACGAGUCCAAGGGUGACGAGGGUCUUCUGGCUACGUUCAAGGAACUCGCGCCUAAGAACAACUACAAGGAUGUUCGAUCGCUGAUGGACGGCAACCCCGUGUACGGCGAGGACUGUGGUUUCACGGACCCCAAGGGUACCCCUUCGGAACCUCCCUCGGACGGCACGGCUACCUUCUCUCGUGGUAUUGUACACGCCGGUCCUUGCGAGAUCUGGUUGGACGACAAGAUGGUCCUUCAGAACGACGAUUGCCAGAGCGCUUACGGUGACGGUACCCAGAAGACGAUCUCCGUUUUCAAACCCGUGGACUACUCGUCGUGCGCUUCGGGUGGUUGCAUGCUCCGAUUCUACUGGCUCGCCCUGCAACGUCUCGAUGGUAAGACGGUGUGGCAGGCGUACAAGAACUGUAUCCCCCUGACCGGCCCUGCCGGUGGAGGUGCCUCGCAGCAGACCCCGUCUACUGGCGGUGGCUCGGACACGUCUCAGAAAUCACCCGACGAGGACCCCUCGCAGACCGCUCCUUCUACCGGCGACUCCAGCAAGAAGGAAGAGUCGGAUGGCAGCAAGAAGGAGGACAAGAAGGAAGAGUCGGAUGGCAGCAAGAAAGAGGACAAGAAGGAGGACACCCCGUCAGGUGGCGACUCGCCGUCUUCGCCGGAGACACCCCCGUCUGGUGGUGACUCUCCUGAGACCCCCCCGUCCGGCGGUGACUCGCCGGCCACCCCUGCUCCGGAGACCCCGUCGGCCGAAACACCCGAGAUGUCUCCGGUUCCGGCCCCGAGCAGCAAAUGCAACGGCCGUCGUCGCCGUCGCUACUAGACUCCGAACGGAAGGAGGAAGCUACGCGCUACAAGUGUACGUGGAUAUUCGUUCGGGUCUCGGUCUUAGAGAUUGAGCCCGGUGUGUCGUACGAGCUGAGAGCGCGGCGAGGUGUUCACAGCAGAGAAAACAGCUAGGAGAAUUGAUGUUUUUCCUAUCUAUUGAGUGUCAACAUAGUUCAUGAUUUCUUAU